AUGCCUGACCUGAAGCCGCUCAAGACCGGCUACACGACACCUAUCGUUCGUUUCUAUGUCGACGUCCGGCCAGCCAUUCCCCAAGCCCGCUCGGCCACCGUAGAGCUGCCUCUCCUGGACACCCUCUCACGAGACCAGCAGGACAAGGUCAGUGCUUUCAUGCGACCCGCCGAUCGUCUCAUGUCGCUUGCCAGCGCCUUGUUGAAGUAUGUCUUUAUCCAUCGAUACGCCAUGAUUCCGUGGGAUGAAGUGCGUAUAUCGCGAACUCCUGACCCACACAGACGUCCCUACUGGGAGCCAGGGGCUGGAUCGACCGGUGAGAGCGGUCUUGAGUUCAAUGUCUCCCACCAGAAUGGCCUUGUCGCUCUUAUUGGCUGCAAGACCCCAGAGGAACAGAAUCAAGCAUAUGCAACGCAUAUAACGCACGACUCGAUUUCACCUGCCGAUGCGCCGCCACUGCCGGAAACCGCGCACGAGCAGGUCAGACUAGGUGUAGAUUUAGCCUGUGCCAAUGAACAUGGCCGGACACCGGCCGACAUGACUACACAAGUCAAGCUUGAUGAAUGGAUAGACAUCUUUGAAGAGAUGUUCUCCGAGGCGGCUCGCAAGCACAUGAAGUCCGCUCACUUCCCCGACGCCAGCUCCCCUGCUCAUGUCAUUCAGCAUCGCUUCCGCCUCUUCUACGCCUACUGGGCACUUAAGGAGGCCUACAUCAAGAUGGUGGGGGAGGGUCUGUUGGCUGACUGGCUCUCUAAGCUUGAAUUCGACCGCGUGUCUGCCCCCAACCCUGCCACUGCCGAAGACUUUCCAGAUGAUGGCUUCAGCUGGGCCUUGAGGGACGAGGAGGAGACAAAAUGGACUCCGCCAGAUCGCGCCGUCAGGAGCAUCACGGCCUCCAUGUAUGGCAGAGAGCUGACCGACGUGAGCUUAAGCCUGGUUGCGUACGAGUCAGACUUCCUGUGUGCCACCGCUAUGCGGGGCGUACAAGACUCUGCAGAGGGUACUCCUCAAGAGCGCUGGAUCAAGCUCGAUAUUGAAAAAGAUAUACGGCCCUGUGCCGAAGGCAAGUGCCAAUGCCUCGCUCAAAAGGUUGUUGAUGUCCAGGCGCCCUUAACUGCGACUGGAUCAGCCAGCGCAACAACCGAGUUACCAUACCCGAUCAUUCAAGCACAGCUCACAGAAUGA
Molecule: messenger RNA, 1185 nt
Organism: Cyphellophora europaea CBS 101466
Lineage: Eukaryota; Fungi; Ascomycota; Eurotiomycetes; Chaetothyriales; Cyphellophoraceae
Exons: 1
Coding region: 1-1185 (394 amino acids)
Cellular component (GO): cytosol
Molecular function (GO): holo-[acyl-carrier-protein] synthase activity; magnesium ion binding
Source: RefSeq, a predicted model, not a curated record